Messenger RNA from Neocloeon triangulifer, 1911 nucleotides. It is a transcript of the gene Wdfy2, whose product is annotated as WD repeat and FYVE domain-containing protein 2. NCBI's taxonomy places the organism in Eukaryota, Metazoa, Arthropoda, Insecta, Ephemeroptera, Baetidae. Gene Ontology annotation, molecular function: metal ion binding; protein binding. The record is from RefSeq and is a predicted model, not a curated record. Bases 26 to 1321 code for a protein of 431 amino acids. The transcript is spliced from 7 exons.
UCCUGCCAUCACAUGAUUUACAAUCAUGGCGGCGUUGAUAAACCCUGUGCCAGGUAGCAGCGAAGACAGAUUUAAUUCUUCGCGAAAGCCGGUGCUAAUUUCGAAAUUAGAGGGUUGCAAUGACGAGGUCAACGCGGCUACCAUCAUCCCUGGCGAGGACGGCAUCAUCAGCGUCUCGGACGACAGGACGCUCCGAGUUUGGCUGAAGAGAGACAGUGGACAAUAUUGGCCGAGCAUUUGCCAUUACAUGCCUUCAGCAGCCAGCUCCCUUUUCUACUGCCCGGAGACUCGGCAGCUCUUUGUCGGAAUGGACAGCGGAGCUAUUUAUGAAUUCACUAUAACGCCAGACUACAACCAUUUAGAGCCAGGAAAGCAAUACGCCACAGCACACGCCGGUCGAGUCACUGCAAUUCUCUUCUCUCUGAGCUGCGAGUGGCUGCUCAGCGCUGGCAGAGACAAGGCUUUCAAAAUGCACUGCUCAGAGACUGGAAGACCUCUCGGGGGUCACUUGGGACCAGCUUGGUUUACCUGUUUGCAAUUUGAUUCGCAAGCUAAGUAUGCCUUUGUCGGCGACUUUUCUGGAGAAAUCGCAAUGCUAAAGUUGGGUGGCGUCAGUGGAGACGGGUCUGGGACCAGUUCGGGUGGCGUUUCGCACGUCACUACCCUGAGAGGACAUUCGGGCAGCAUCAGGUCCCUUGCUUGGUGUGCUGAGAAGAAGUUGCUGUUCAGUGGCUCCUUCGACCAGAGUGUGAUUGUUUGGGACAUUGGUGGACAGCAAGGAACUGCUUAUGAGCUCCAGGGCCACAAAAAUAAGGUGACUGCUCUUGCUUUUGCCGCUGCCAGUCAACAACUUUUCUCCGGUGGAGAAGAUUCACAAAUUGUUUGCUGGGACAUGACGGUCAAGAGGAAAGAGACUCCUGAUUGGUUCGAGUCAGACACAUGCCAGCGUUGUGGCCGACCCUUCUUCUGGAAUGUGCGCGCCAUGAUGGACCAGAAGCAGCUGGGUCUGCGCCAGCACCACUGCAGGUUGUGUGGCAGGGCUGUAUGCGACAAGUGUUCGUCCUCUCGAACGACGAUGCCUGAACUGGGCCACGAAUUUCCAGUUAGAGUGUGCGAGCCGUGCUACAACACAGUCCGAGACAUUCCACAACACCCAUUGGCCUCCUUCCACGAUGCAAAACAGGCCGUCGUUUGCAUGGACAUUGACGAGGCCAGAGACCGGCUCCUCACUGUUGGCCAGGACAGGGUCAUUAAAAUCUGGGACAUUUCAGCACUGCUCGCAUGUCCUGUGUCAAAACACAACCCACCAGCGACCACAUAGACAAUGAAAAGUGAAAAAUUAUCAACUUGUAAGGAUUUAAAAGGGCAGCUCGUGUAUACAUUGAAUGCCUAUUUUAUUUUGAUCAUUAAUAUUUAUGUUGAAACAGACAAUAGAUAGUGUUUGUUAUGAGAAUAACUUUCAUAGUUUCAGAUAAUUCAGUCAUCCCAUGUAUAUUUUCGAUACUCUAAUUGGAACCUUUGCUGAUAUUCUACCUUUCAGUUUUAUUGUUAGUAGAAUUCCAGUUUUUACACAAAGCACAUUUCCUCCUCGGCUGUUAAUCCCAGACGGCUAAAUUGUAAUUACAAAAAUUUAUCUUUUUCCAUAUCAAAAUUUAAAAGAACUAUAAUUAUUAUGCAAAUUAUAUUAUAGUCCGCAAUGUAAAGUGUGAAAAAGUCCAGAAAUAUUGCUGAUUUUUUAUUGAGACUGCGCUUGUAUAAAUGGCGAUUAUUUGUUAUAUUUAAGAUGAAUUUGAAUGAGUAAUUUCACAACAACAUACAUUGAUUGAUCUUCCUUUAUUAUUGCUGUAUAUUAUAUUGAUAAAUAAAUAUUCCAUCAAGUUAAUUAUUCAGGUAAAAAUAGCAUGUUGUAAA